Messenger RNA from Rhizopus microsporus ATCC 52813, 703 nucleotides. RefSeq lists its product as uncharacterized. NCBI's taxonomy places the organism in Eukaryota, Fungi, Mucoromycota, Mucoromycetes, Mucorales, Rhizopodaceae. The record is from RefSeq and is a predicted model, not a curated record. Gene Ontology annotation, cellular component: ribosome; mitochondrion. Gene Ontology annotation, molecular function: structural constituent of ribosome. Bases 65 to 643 code for a protein of 192 amino acids. The transcript is spliced from 4 exons. Gene Ontology annotation, biological process: translation.
GCAACAAGCCACAAAAAAUUAAAGACAAAUAAGCGGCCGCGCCCCCUUCCCUUCUUUUUCAGUAAUGUCAUUUAUUCUUCGCACAUCAACUACCAAAGCUGCCUUGUGCGUUACUCAGGUUAUUAAACGAUCAGCUCAUAAGAAGGCAAAUAUUCAAGUGAGGUUAACUCAACCCGUUGACGGGUUAGGACUUCGAGGCCAAGUUGUGAGCGUGCGACCUGGUUUAAUGCGUAACUUUUUGUUUCCUGCCAAAAAAGCAACUUAUAUUAGCAAGGAUUAUAAUCCUGAACAAGAGGAGGAAGUAAUUGACAAUGCUCAACUAGAACAGGAAAAAGAAGAGGCAUUAAAGAGAAGAGAGAUGGCUACAAAGAAGGAUGAAGAGCUAUUACAUAAUUUAAAGGGUGUGUAUGAAAUCAAGUUUAGUAGAGCAGUUAUACCAGGCAGUGAAAAUACGUUUGGAUCAGUUACAGUGGAGGAUAUUGUUCAUAAAUUGAAAGCAGAGUAUGAUAUUACUGUCGACAAAUCAAAUAUUCACGUAAAGACUGAGGGUGGACGUAUCAAGGCUUUGGGUCCUCAUUUGGUUACCCUUCAUGUUGGUCAGCAAAUCACAGAAAUUACUGUGAAGGUUGAACCGACAGCAUAGAUACAAAAUAGAAUAAACUCCGUGUAUACAAUGUUUCCAGAAAGUAAAGUUGCACCAAGU